GUCAUUCAGAGUUCCUCUGCGAUACCCCUGCACGUCUAGUCUACCGUUGCCUUUUUUUCGAGCACAUCCAGCAUCAUGAGGACCGCCGUUGUUAUUUUCCUGGCCGCUUGCGUCGUUGCUGUCUUUGCUGAAGACCCGAUCAAGGACAUCAACAAAGACUACAUCAAAUCCUGCCUGAUCGAGAACGGAUUCGACCCACAACAAUACCCCAAUGGCAUGAGGAAUGUCAAAGUGCCCGAGAAGCAGGAGCAGAACAGGAACUGCUACUACUCCUGCAUGAUGAAGAAGAUGAACUUGAUGAAGGCCGAUGGAAGCCUCAACGAGGAUGCCCUCCGCACCAAAUUCAACUUGAACCUGGACACCCUCCACAAGGCCCUCAACACCUGCAAGACACAAGUCAAGAACGACAACUGCAAAAUGGCCGCCUGUCUGAUGGCCAACCGAGGAGCUUAAGAAGCCAAUCGUCUCACCCAUCAAACUACUCAUUUUAACUGAUAAUGACCAAAAAAAUAAUACUUUAAAGAUUAACGAAACUGUGUAUUUUCAUUUCAAAACAAAUAAUUAUAAUUAAAUAAUAUUUAAUGCUCUAC
Molecule: messenger RNA, 590 nt
Organism: Copidosoma floridanum
Lineage: Eukaryota; Metazoa; Arthropoda; Insecta; Hymenoptera; Encyrtidae
Gene: Obp13
Product: odorant binding protein 13
Molecular function (GO): odorant binding
Source: RefSeq, a predicted model, not a curated record